Messenger RNA from Pyrus x bretschneideri (Chinese white pear), 2915 nucleotides. Its product is annotated as lysM domain receptor-like kinase 3. Gene Ontology annotation, molecular function: ATP binding; transmembrane receptor protein kinase activity. NCBI's taxonomy places the organism in Eukaryota, Viridiplantae, Streptophyta, Magnoliopsida, Rosales, Rosaceae. The record is from RefSeq and is a predicted model, not a curated record. Gene Ontology annotation, biological process: innate immune response; protein phosphorylation.
UUCCUUUCUUCCUGCCAUCCCUUAGUCCCCACCCACCCUCCCUAUUUAUUCCUCCAUUUCCAUACUCUUGCUGCUAAAUUCUUCCUAUUUCCUCCAAAACCUGCCGAAUCUUUCUCACUCCAAAUCCAAAUCACCACUUAAAAUAUACAAAAAUUACAAUUAAAUUAAGAACCCCUUUUUAGAUUUUAGCCAUAAAUUUUUGUCACCAACUCACACUAAUUUCAGCAGCAGUUGGACUUUGUUGGUCAGUUUCUUGAUCUCACUCCACAAGUCUUACUAUUUCUUCCCAAACCCAUCAAAUCAAUUUAGCUCAACUUUGUGCUUCUCCAUCGAAGUUCUUGCUGUCACACCCAGUUCGUCAAAUCUUUGAUCUCCCUCCACCAAUUGAUCAAGACACCAUUUUUCCACAAUCCACACCCAUAAAUUGAGCUAAUUAGAACAACCCACUUCCCAAUUCUUCCCCUUUUUUUCUUUUUGUGUUACCAAUGUACUGCAAUCAUUCUGCUGAACAGAUCCCAAUUUGUCAAAUAUUUGAUCUCACCCCACCAAUUGAUCAAGCCACCAUUUUUUCGACAACCCACUUCACAAUUCUUCAACUUCUUCCUUUUUUCUGAACUAAUUUUCUUGACCAUGAAGCUUCAAUGGAAUCCAAUACCAAUACUUUUACACCUUUUUCUCCAAAUUACCCUUUCCACAGCUUUCGCCCCAAGCCCCAUGAACUGUACGGACACAACUCGCCUGUGCACCUCCUUUUUGGCCUUUAAGCCGGAACCCAAUGAGACUCUGCCGGUGAUUCAGAGCAUGUUCGACGUACUGCCGGAAGAUGUGACCGUUGAGGGCGGCGACGGGCGGGGCUACGUGUUUGUUAAGAAGAACUGUUCUUGUGCGGAGGGGAUCAAGAGUUACUUGACCAACACAACGUUUACUGUGAAAUCUGCAGAUGGGAAUGUUUAUGACAUGGUUAUGGAGGCCUAUGGUGGGCUGACUUUUCUGCCUAAUACCACUAGGCGGGCCGGGUACGGCGCAGUUGUGUCGUUGAGGCUGAUGUGUGGGUGCUCGAGUGGGUUGUGGAACUAUCUGAUGAGUUAUGUGAUGAGGGAUGGGGAUAGCACUGAGUCUCUGGCUAGCCGGUUCGGGGUUAGUAUGGAUAGCAUUGAGAAGGUGAAUGGGAUUAGUGAUCCUGAUAAUGUGACUGUUGGCGAUCUGUAUUACAUUCCUUUGAAUUCAGUUCCUGGUGAGCCGUAUCCUUUGGAGACGAUUUCUCCUGUUCCUGCUCCUUCUCCAUCCAAUGCCAGUGUUUCAGCAAAUGAAGAGAAUCAUAAGCCGCAUCUGCCAUAUUUAUGGAUUGUAGGGAGUUUAGGGAUCAUUCUUGUUGUGAUUGUAUUAGGCAUAGUUUUAUAUGUUUGCCUGAGGUCAUCAAGCUGCUUUACUGAAGCACAAAGAAGUAGUUCAAAAGAUCCUGAUGGUCAAGUUAGGUUUCAUGUUCUUCGGAAGCCAAGUUUUUGUUGUGCUUCGGGUAGGUACAUGUGUUGCACCUCAUCAGAUUGGAAGCAAACUAAUGGAGAUCCUUGCAGUCAGCAGACAACUAUCCCCAAAGCUAUUGGCAGUCAUGUACUUGAUGUGGAGAAGCCUGUCGUUUUCACAUAUGAAGAUAUUUUUUCCUCAACAGAUGGGUUUUCUGAUUCGCGUCUUCUGGGCCGUGGAACAUAUGGUUCCGUGUAUUAUGGCCUCCUCCGUGAGCAGGAAGUUGCUAUUAAAAGAAUGACUGCAACAAAAACUAAAGAGUUUCUGGCAGAAAUAAAAGUUCUAUGCAAGGUUCAUCAUUCAAAUCUAGUAGAAUUGAUUGGUUAUACAGCAAAUGACGAGGAGCUCUUCCUUCUAUAUGAAUAUGCCCAAAAAGGUUCACUUAAAAGCCAUUUGCAUGAUCCUCAGAACAAAGGUCAUACAUCACUUUCCUGGGUCAUGAGGGUCCAGAUUGCACUUGAUGCUGCUAGAGGUCUCGAGUACAUCCAUGAGCACACUAAAACUCAUUAUGUCCACCGCGAUAUCAAGACAAGCAACAUCUUGCUUGACGGUUCCUUCAGGGCAAAGAUUUCAGACUUUGGGUUGGCAAGAAUUUUUGGUAAAACGAGUGAUGGAGAAGCUACCGUAACCAAAGUUGUUGGUACAUAUGGUUAUCUGGCCCCAGAAUACUUGAGUGAUGGUCGUGCUACUACAAAAAGUGAUAUUUAUGCUUUUGGAGUUGUUCUUUUUGAGCUUAUAUCGGGGAAGGAGGCCGUUAUACGAACUGAAGGCACAGCCACAAAAAAUUCUGAGAGACGUUCACUGGUGUCAAUUAUGCAAACAGCUCUAAGGACUUCACCAGACUCCACGAGCAUGUCAAACUUGAAGGAUUACAUUGACCCAAAUAUGAUGGACUUGUAUCCUCAUGAUUGCCUAUUCAAGGUGGCCAUGAUAGCAAAGCAAUGUGUAGACGAGGACCCCAUCCUACGGCCUGACAUGAAGGGAGUUGUGAUUUCUCUAUCACAGAUCCUCCUAUCCUCAGUGGAGUGGGAAGCUACUCUUGCAGGGAACAGCCAGGUAUUCAGUGGCCUUGUUCAGGGAAGAUAGUGAAACCGCGAUUCUCUUUCAACCCGAUGCCUACAAUAUUUCAUUCUUUCGUCCCUCGUUUAUCUGUAUCAUUAUGUGUGUAUAGCGGCGCGUACGUAGUCAUAAGCUGGUGGUAUUUAUAGUGGCCAUUUUCGUUCGGUCCUCUUUUUUGCCCGUUUAAUGUUUUAUUCUUUGUAUUGUCAUUUGUGGGAAUUUUUUUGAUAUAAUGUAAAAUUAACUGGAGGAGCUGAGGAAGGGUUGUUUCCUUGUAUUACAAGUAAAGCUUUCAGUAGCUUAAUUAUAUAAGUUAUCUUCAGUUGAAACUU